AGCCGGUGACGUCUGCUCCGGCAUCGCCGAGGGAGGAGAACGGGCGGCAGAGCGCGGGGCCGGCUCCGGGCAGCGCGGGGGUCCCUGCCGGCCAUGCGCCCCCCGGGCCGGCCGGGGGGGCCGCCGGGGGACGGGGGGCUCCGCUGAGCCCCAGCCAUGGAGCCGCGCCGCUGGCCGCUGCUCUGGGGCGUCCGCGCGGUGCUGGUGCACGUCACCGUGCUCACGGCGGGGCAGCGCCCGCAGGAGAGACCCCCGCGGCCGGCGGGAUGGUCGCCGGGCCCCUCAUCCUCGUGGGCGCCCACCCUGGAGCCGGGAGCGCCGGGGGACGCCGAGGGCUCGGCGGCAGCGCUGGCGUUCCUGCGCACGGGGGAUGCCCAGCGCCUGGCCCGGGCCAACUGCAGCGGGGGGGUCGCGGCGGGACCCCCCGGCCCCGGGCCCCCCCCGGCCCUGCGAGCCGCCCUCCGGGCCGCCCCCGAGGCGCUGGCACACACCGCCAACUUCCUCAACAUGCUCUUCCAGACCAACGACAUCCGCGAGGCCAGCGUGGCCGAGGACGUGGAGUGGUACCAGGCGCUGGUCCGCAGCCUGGCCGAGGGGCACCCCUGGGUGCGCCGGGCGGUGCUGGCCCUCGACGCCCACCCGCUGGCCCCCAAGCCCCGGCUGAUGCUCCAGGCCACCAAGGGGGACGGGCAGAUCCUGCUGCAGGACGUCUCGGCCUCCGCCCCCAGCCUGGGCAACCUCAGCUGGGACAACGAGUGGUUCAACGCCCUCAAGUCCCAGCGGACCCCCCAGCUCCGCAAGCGCGUGCUCAGCAACGACCUGCGCAGCAUGGAGACCCCCAAGUGGCAGCGGGGGGACAGCUACGUGGGGGACCCGGGCCACGUGAGGUGGUCGCCGCCGUUCCUGGAGUGCCGGGAGGGCAGGUUCCUGCCCGCCUGGGCGGUCACGCUCUCCUCCGCCUUCUACGGGCUCAAGCCAGACCUCAGCCCCGAGUUCAAGGGUGUGGUGCGGGUGGACGUGGAGCUGAGGGAUGUGGCCAUCGACCAGUGCGCCAGCGGGCCGGGCUGGUUCUCUGACACACAUCGCUGUGACCUCAACAGCACCCAGUGUGUGCCCCAGGAGAGCCGUGGCUUCGUCCUCGGGAGGUACCUGUGCCGGUGCAGGCCGGGCUUUUAUGGGGCCGGCGGAGUGGCCAGCGGUGCCUGGGCAGGGCCGGACGGGGGGUCCCGCCUGGCGUGCUGGCCCUGCCGCCCGGGCUGUGCCACCUGCGAGGACGACAAGCCGUGCCUGAUCCAGGAGGACCCGGUGCUGCGGGCGGCCGUGCUGUCGUGCCAGGCCUGCUGCAUGCUGGCCAUCUUCCUCAGCAUGCUCGUCUCCUACCACUUCAGACGGAGCAAGAGGAUCCGGGCAUCGGGAAUCAUCCUCCUGGAGACCAUCCUCUUUGGAUCCCUCCUCCUCUACUUCCCCGUGUUCAUCCUGUACUUCAAGCCGAGCAUCUUCCGCUGCAUCGUCCUGCGCUGGGUGCGGAUGCUCGGCUUCGCCACCGUCUACGGCACCAUCACCCUCAAGCUGUACAGGGUGCUGAAGGUGUUCCUGUCCCGCUCGGCCCAGCGGGCGCCCUACGUGUCGAGCGGGCGGGUGCUGAAGUUGCUGGCGCCCAUCCUGCUCCUGGUGCUGUGGUUCCUGGCGGCCUGGACCAUCGGGAUGCUGGAGAACGUCAACAAGAACAUCCCGCUGGUGGUCCGCACCCAGACCACCCACGGGCUGCACUUCUACAUCUGCGGCCACGACUGCUGGGACUACAUGAUGGUCAUUGCCGAGAUGCUGUUCCUGCUGUGGGGCAGCUUCCUGUGCUACGCCACCCGGGCCGUGCCCUCCGCCUUCCACGAGCCCCGCUACAUGGGCAUCGCCCUCCACAACGAGCUCAUGAUCUCCGCUGCCUUCCACGUGGUCAGGUUCAUCAUCAUCCCCUCCCUGCAUCCUGACUGGACUCUGCUCCUCUUCUUCGCUCACACCCACGGCACCGUCACCAUGACCCUGGCCCUGCUCUUUAUCCCCAAGUUCCUGCACAGGGGCUCUCCGCUGCGGGAGGAGAUCACGGCCGAGGUGUACGAGGACGAGCUGGACAUGCGGCGCUCGGGCUCCUGCCUGAACAGCAGCAUCGCGUCCGCCUGGAGCGAGCACAGUCUCGACCCCGAUGACAUUCGGGAGGAGCUGAAGAAGCUCUACCGGCAGCUGGAGGUGCACAAGACGUGGCGGAUGGCGACCAACAACCCCCACCUGCCCAGGAAGCGCGGCUCCCGCCGCAGCCUCGCCCGCUCCAUCCUGCGCCGCGGGGCCGAACCGCCCGAGGCCCCGUCCCGCCGGAGCAGCGCCGGGGACCGCGGGAGCAUCCCGGGCCGCCGCGGCUCCUCCGCCAGGCGCCCGCUGGACGCCGGCGGCACCGGCGUGAGGAUGCGGGACGAGGGAUCCCGGCGCCGCUCCUCGGCCCUGCGCAAGUCCCGCAGCUCCGAGGGGCCCCCCCGAGGGUCGCCCGGCCCCGGCAUCCUCCCCGCCGAGGAGCCCUCGCCGGGGAGGGAGGAGAUGGACGUGACCUUGGAGCAAUCCGACAGCGACUCCCUGGACGCCGCCCCGCUCGUGUGCAAGUCGGCCAGCGCCCAAAACCUGUCGGGGCACUGGCAGAGACCCCCGGCCCGGGCGCCCGCCCUGCAGAAGUCACACAGCGUCGUCACCGGGGCGCGGGAGGAGGCCCUGCUGGCGGCCAGCAGAGCCGCCCGGGAGGGCUGGCACAGCAGCAGGCAGCUCUCGGCCCCGGCCUCGAGGCACCCUCCCGGCCGUGCCCCUCCCAGGGACGCCGGGAAGGCCAAAAUCCCCGGCAAGAGCUGCUCCCAGGAGGACACGUCCCCCCUGGGCGAUGCCAAGGUGCAGAAACACGUCACCUAUGCGCCCACCAAGAGCAUCAGCAUCGACAGCGCCCACCCGCCCAGGAAGGUGCGGGUGGCCGUGAGGAAAACGCCCCCCGUGCCCCCCGUCCGCUACGAGAGCCUGGGGAGGCACUCGGUGCCCGCUGGGGACUCCCUGGAGCCGGCGGAGCCACCGCGGGACCCCCCGGCACCGGCGGGAGAGGCGGAGGGGACACCAGAGGGGAUACCAGAGGGGACACCGGAGGGACACCCGGGGCGCUCGUCCCCCCCCGCGGGGAAGGGCGGGCUGCUGAGCCCACCCCCCAUCUCGGCCCAGGUCUGUCCCUGGGAGCUGAUCCAGGACGAGAUCCUGAGCAGGAAACAAAAAGCCGCCGAGGCAGCAGACUCGGGGACCGCCGGUGACACGGAGACCCCCGAGCCCAAACCGCCCCCCGCCAAGACCUUCCGGAGCCUGGGCCUGGCCAUCAAAGCCCUGAACCGCUCCCGGGGGAAGAGCGUCCUCAGAGGGAGGAGGGAGAGCGAGGGGAGCUUCAGGAGGAGGGGGAGCAGCAGGAGGGAGAAGUCCAGCCUGGCCGAGGCUUCAGCCACGUCCCUCGGGGGGACCGGCCCGGACCCCGCUGCCAAAAGCCCCGAGGGGGGCAGGCAGAGGCCAGAGCCCCCCAGCCGUGGGUACACGGUGCCCUGCCAGCACAACAACAAUGCUGCCACCCCCGGGGAAGCCACGGGCUGGGGGGACAGCGGGACAGAAGGACACUGGGACGGUCUGGCACCAGGGACAGCUGGUGGGGACGAAGUGGCAGAGCAGCCCAGUGGGAAAACACAGGUGGAGCCCCAGGAAGGGGACGGGGCUCCUGGGGUGGAUCCAGGGAAGGACGUUCCUGCAGUGGAUCCAGGGAAGGAUGUUCCUGCAGUGGAUCCAGGGAAGGAUGCUCCUGCAGUGGAUCCAGGGAAGGGUGCUCCUGCAGUGCAUCCAGGGAAGGAUGCUCCUGCAGUGGAUCCAGGGAAGGAUGUUCCUGCAGUGGAUCCAGGGAAGGAUGUUCCUGCAGUGGAUCUAGGGAAGGAUGCUCCUGGGGUGGAUCCAGGGAAGGAUGCUCCUGCAGUGGAUCCAGGGAAGGAUGCUCCUGCAGUCACGCUGGAGGAAGGAACAGCCAAAGGGCUCCAGGGGAUCAACGGAUCCAUCCAGCCCCAGGAGCACACGGAGGAGGAGCAGCCACCUGCAAAGCCCACCCCAAGCAGCCCCCAGCCCUCCACCACCAGCGUGCAGGGAGAGGCCAGGGGGAAGCCGGGGGCUGGGGCUUUUCUCCCAGGAUCCCUUGGAAUUCCAGCGGGAAGGGGAGCUCUGCUGCGCCAAGAGGCCGUUGCUUCCCGGGAGGACGGGGGGUUCCCGGCGGGUGAGGAGAGCCCGGCCAAGGCACUGGAAAAGGGGAGCAGCCAGGCUGAGCCCCUCGGUCCUGGGGGGAGCCAGGGCACUGCCAGAGCCUGGGAUGCAGCGGGGAAAGCUGGGAGUGUGCCCAAACCUUCAUCCCAGCAAGCUGGAUCCGUGGACAGCAAAAAGGCCACCAUCUGUCCGUGGGAAGUGGAGGAUGAGCCACGUCCUAGAACAGAAAUCUGCCCCUGGGAAGAGGCUGCAGCUCCAGCAGGGAAGGAGGGAUUGAGGCAGGACACCUCCAAAAGGGAAGGCAAGCCAGGAUCCAGAGGAGUGGGAGAUACCAAAGCAAGGACGGGCGGCCGUUGGGAACAGCGCAGGGACACCGGGAUGUUUGCAGAGCUCGUCAGGAAAAGCCUGGAAAAAGCUGAGUCCAAGAAAUCCCAGAGUAUGGAGAGCAUAAAGGAGAUCUGUCCCUGGGAGAGCCUGGGCACUGAGAAGCCCCCGGAACAACCCCCUGCCAGGAGCACAGCACUGCCCAAAUCACCUUCCAGGAAAUCCCAGAGCACGGAGAGCCUGAAGGCAGAGAUCUGUCCUUGGGAGGCUCAGGAGCCCAAAUCCAGUGACAAAGCCAACAUCUGUCCCUGGGAAGGGGCUGAACCUCCAUCAGGUAAAGAGAAUCUCAGACCAUCCACUGUGAGCAAAAGCCCUUCUGCAAGUCAGGGUCUCUUGAAAGAAACUGGAGUUGGUGCAUCUGGAAAGGAGGAGAAAGCAAAGGGAGACCGUGAGUCCGUCUGUCCUUGGGAGAGCACAGACAUGGAGCAGCCACAGGCCAAACCCCACACUGGGAGCAUACAGCCAUCAAAGAAAUCAGCAGAGAUCUGUCCUUGGGAGGCCCAAGAGCCCAAAUCCAGUGACAAAGCUGAAAUCUGUCCCUGGGAGAGCACAGAGCAGCCCCCGGGCAAACCCCGUGCAGGGAGCACAGAGCCUUCAAAGAGAUCCCAGAGCAAGGAAAGCCUGAAGGCAGAGAUCUGUCCUUGGGAGGAUCAGGAGCCCAAAUCCAGUGACAAAGCUGAAAUCUGUCCCUGGGAAGGGGCUGAACCUCCCUCCCAGCAGCCAAAGGCAAAGCAGGGUUCCCAGGGGGGCUCCAGGGGGGACAAGCGCAUCACGCGCCAGGCAGCGCUGGCCAGCCCGGAGAGAUCCCCAGGGAAGGGCAGCAGGGACAGGGAGGCUCUGUGUCCCUGGGAGAGCCUGGGCACACAGGAACCCUCGGGAACAUCCCAUGUCGUGGGCACAGGGCUGCCCAAGUCACCAUCAGGGAAAUCCCAGAGCACAGAGAGCCUGAAGGCAGAGAUCUGUCCUUGGGAGGGUCAGGAGGUCAAAUCCAGUGACAGAGCAGAAAUCUGUCCCUGGGAGGGGGCUGAAGCUCAGCUGGACAAAGGAACAGCCCCAGGGAAGGACAGAGUCCCACCAAAAGAAGUGGCCACCUCCAAACCUGUGGAGAAGGGGAGCAGAGACCGUGAGUCCGUCUGUCCCUGGGAGAGCACGGACAUGGAGCAGCCACAGGCCAAACCCCAGACCGGGAGUCCGUCUCAGCCCCCGGGCAAACCCCGUGCAGGGAGCACAGAGCCUUCCAAGAAAUCCCAGAGCACGGAGAGCCUGAAGGCAGAGAUCUGUCCUUGGGAGGAUCAGGAGCCCAAAUCCAGUGACAAAGCUGAAAUCUGUCCCUGGGAAGGGGCUGAACCUCCCUCCCAGCAGCCAAAGGCAAAGCAGGGUUCCCAGGGGGGCUCCAGGGGGGACAAGCGCAUCACGCGCCAGGCAGCGCUGGCCAGCCCGGAGAGAUCCCCAGGGAAGGGCAGCAGGGACAGGGAGGCUGUGUGUCCCUGGGAGAGCCUGGGCACACAGGAACCCUCAGGAACAUCCCAUGUCGUGGGCACAGGGCUGCCCAAGUCACCUUCGGGAAAUCCCAGAGCCACAGAGAGCCUGAAGGCAGAGAUCUGUCCUUGGGAGGGUCAGGAGGUCAAAUCCAGUGACAGAGCAGAGAUCUGUCCUUGGGAGGGUCAGGAGGUCAAAUCCAGCAACAGAGCAGAAAUCUGUCCCUGGGAGGAGGCUGAACCUCAGCUGGAGAAAGCAGCGGCCCCAGGGAAGGACAGAGUCCCACCAAAGUCCUCCAAACCUGUGGAGAAGGGGAGCAGAGACCGUGAGUCCGUCUGUCCCUGGGAGAGCAUGGACAUGGAGCAGCCACAGGCCAAACCCCACACUGGGAGCAGAGAGCCAUCAAAGAAAUCAGCAGAGAUCUGUCCUUGGGAGGCCCAAGAGCCCAAAUCCAGUGACAAAGCUGAAAUCUGUCCCUGGGAGAGCACGGAGCAGCCCCCGGGCAAACCCCGUGCAGGGAGCACAGAGCCUUCCAAGAAAUCCCAGAGCAAGGAAAGCCUAAAAGCAGAGAUCUGUCCUUGGGAGGAUCAGGAGCCCAAAUCCAGUGACAAAGCUGAAAUCUGUCCCUGGGAAGGGGCUGAACCUCCCUCCCAGCAGCCAAAGGCAAAGCAGGGUUCCCAGGGGGGCUCCAGGGGGGACAAGCGCAUCACGCGCCAGGCAGCGCUGGCCAGCCCGGAGAGAUCCCCAGGGAAGGGCAGCAGGGACAGGGAGGCUCUGUGUCCCUGGGAGAGCCUGGGCACACAGGAACCCUCGGGAACAUCCCAUGUCGUGGGCACAGGGCUGCCCAAGUCACCCUCGGGGAAAUCCCAGAGCACAGAGAGCCUGAAGGCAGAGAUCUGUCCUUGGGAGGGUCAGGAGGUCAAAUCCAGUGACAGAGCAGAAAUCUGUCCCUGGGAGGGGGCUGAAGCUCAGCUGGACAAAGGAACAGCCCCAGGGAAGGACAGAGUCCCACCAAAAGAAGUGGCCACCUCCAAACCUGUGGAGAAGGGGAGCAGAGACCGUGAGUCCGUCUGUCCCUGGGAGAGCACGGACAUGGAGCAGCCACAGGUCAAACCCCGUGCAGGGAGCACAGAACCCUCAAAGAAAUCCCAGAGCAAGGAAAGCCUGAAGGCAGAGAUCUGUCCCUGGGAGGAUCAGGAGCCUAAAUCCAGUGACAAAGCUGAAAUCUGUCCCUGGGAGAGCACGGAGCAGCUCCUGGGCAAAGCCCGUGCAGGGAGCACGGAGCCUUCCAAGAAAUCCCAGAGCACAGAGAGCCUGAAGGCAGAGAUCUGUCCUUGGGAGGCCCGGGAAGUCAAAUCCAGUGACAGAGCAGAAAUCUGUCCCUGGGAGGAGGCUGAACCUCAGCUGGAGAAAGCAGCGGCCCCAGGGAAGGACAGAGUCCCACCAAAGUCCUCCAAACCUGUGGAGAAGGGGAGCAGAGACCGUGAGUCCGUCUGUCCCUGGGAGAGCACGGACAUGGAGCAGCCACAGGCCAAACCCCGUGCAGGGAGCACAGAACCCUCAAAGAAAUCCCAGAGCAAGGAAAGCCUGAAGGCAGAGAUCUGUCCCUGGGAGGAUCAGGAGCCUAAAUCCAUUGACAAAGCUGAAAUCUGUCCCUGGGAGAGCACGGAGCAGCUCCUGGGCAAAACCCGUGCAGGGAGCACAGAGCCUUCCAAGAAAUCCCAGAGCACAGAAAGCCUGAAGGCAGAGAUCUGUCCUUGGGAAGCUCAGGAGCCCAAAUCCAGUGACAGAGCAGAAAUCUGUCCCUGGGAGAGCACAGACACAGAGCAGCUCCUGGGCAAACCCCGUGCAGGGAGCACAGAGCCUUCCAAGAAAUCCCAGAGCACAGAGAGCCUGAAGGCAGAGAUCUGUCCUUGGGAGGAUCAGGAGCCCAAAUCCAGUGACAAAGCUGAAAUCUGUCCCUGGGAAGUGGCUGCACCUCAGCUGGACAAAGGAACAGCCCCAGGGAAGGACAGAGUCCCACCAAAGUCCCCCAAACCUGUGGAGAAGGGGAGCAGAGACCGUGAGUCCGUCUGUCCCUGGGAGAGCCUGGACACGGAGGAUCUCUCCCUGAAAACUGCAGUGGAGAUGGAGCCAUCCAAGAAAUCCGACAGCACGGAGAGCAGGAAAUCUGAAAUCUGCCCCUGGGAAGCAGCAGAGCCCACGGGGUGGGAGAAGGAAAGCUCCAAAGCAGGUGUGCACCCACGGGGAGCUGACAGAACAUCCCACCCCGGGAUGGGAAAGCCAAAGCCGGUGGCAGGAGCCAGCGUUGGGUCUCCAACUGCCCUGCUGGAAAAAUCCAAGGGCAGCUCUGAUGGGGAGGCCAAGCACAAGCCCCUGUGCCGGCUCCUGCCUGGCAUCCAGCCCCCAGGGACGGGCAGCAGCUCCAGCCCUGGCACUGGCCUGGCUGAGGUUUGUCCCUGGGAAGCAGAAGAGGCUCCAUCAGCACCUGCCAAGCCCAGCACAGACACAAGGAAAAGCUCGGAGGUGUGUCCCUGGGAGGAGGAGAGUGUGGAUCCCACCCCGACCCACCACGGCCGGGGCAGAGCCAGGGGGACCCCCCGGGAUGGGGAGGGGGGUGAGAGGGAAACCCAGCCCGAGGUGUGCCCGUGGGAUCACCAGUAGCCCCAUCCCUAAAUCCCAGUGCAGACGUGGCUUUUGGGGAGGGAAAGGCUGGGGCUGGAGGCUGCUCCCACCUGCAGAGCCCCCGUGCUUGGCCCGAGGUCUUUGCUGGUCCAACACCAACGUCAGGACGUGUAAAUACAGCAAAUAAAGGGUGUUGUUACAG
Messenger RNA from Pseudopipra pipra, 8992 nucleotides. It is a transcript of the gene GPR179, whose product is annotated as G protein-coupled receptor 179. Lineage: Eukaryota; Metazoa; Chordata; Aves; Passeriformes; Pipridae. The record is from RefSeq and is a predicted model, not a curated record. The transcript has 15 exons. Gene Ontology annotation, molecular function: G protein-coupled receptor activity. Gene Ontology annotation, cellular component: membrane. The coding region runs from base 157 to 8829 and encodes 2890 amino acids. Gene Ontology annotation, biological process: G protein-coupled receptor signaling pathway.